Tribolium castaneum (red flour beetle) is the source of this 1238-nucleotide messenger RNA. RefSeq names its product CD151 antigen. The record is from RefSeq and is a predicted model, not a curated record. The coding region runs from base 188 to 958 and encodes 256 amino acids. Lineage: Eukaryota; Metazoa; Arthropoda; Insecta; Coleoptera; Tenebrionidae. The transcript has 6 exons. Gene Ontology annotation, cellular component: plasma membrane.
UCCUCCGUCAGUGCGCAACCGACAAGCUGUAGUGAGAUAUUUUGUGUUGUGUGGUUUGAAAGAAACAUCGUGGGUUGAAAAAUUAACAUAAAUUUCUUAUUUGGAUAAAACUGUGGCAAUGUAAACAUUCUACAGUCUUGGAAACACAAAAAAAAUGGGGGCAGAAAGGCACUAAGCGGCCGUCGAAAUGGGCAGCAGAGAGUGCUGCGGCUUGAACGUUGUCAAAAACGUGUUAAACUUCUUCAAUAUAAUCUUCCUGCUUGCAGGUUUAGGGGUCCUUGGAGUGGCAGUAUGGACGAUGAUCGACCGCUACCAAUACGUGACACUUCUGGCAUCCCUAACUUACCCCAUCAUCGUAUAUUUCUUACUCUCAGCAGGAGCUCUAGUCAUUUUUGUCGCUUUCAUGGGCUGCUAUGCCGUCCUUAAAAGCAACCGCCUCUUACUAGUUUUUUACAUUUUUCUACUUGUACUUAUUUUUCUAAUCGAGGCCAUGGUUGGCGUCGUCGCUUACAUUUACGAGGAAAACGUACAAAGCGAAUUAGAGAUGAGUUUAAAUAAUACGCUCCUCACGACUUACAAAAUAUUAGAGGACAAAUCGCAAGCUGUGGAUUUUUUGCAGGAAAAUUUUCGCUGUUGCGGCGCUGUAAGUUUUACAGAUUGGAAAUACAGUGCGUGGUUGCAAAACGAUCACGAAACCGAAAAUGUUGUUCCUGAUUCCUGCUGUAAAACUGUCUCUGUGGGGUGCGGCAGCAGUGACCAUCCCUCCAAUAUUAAUUAUGCCGGGUGUCUCGACUUGAUGGCGCUUCACAUGGAAAACCAUCUAUUUAUCCUAAGUGUAGUGGGACUUGGAAUCUGUGUGGUGCAAAUUUUUGGAAUUAUUUUCGGAUGCAAGUUGUACUUCAAACUGAAGCACGAGGAUGCAGUGGAGGACCCGACUGACAGAACGACGUUUCUUUAGACUUUGUGAUAAUUAAUUAGUUUUGUAAAUUUGUACUCAGGUGUCUAUUUAUUUCUGUCUGUUGUAGUUUACGUGAAAGUUUACAAAUGUUUCACAAAGUGCGUGUGUUAUUUCCAGGUGUGCGAUGUUGAAUCAGUUAAAACCAAGCGCUCGGAAUAUAAACAAUUUUAAUGGACUUCCGCUGAACCCUCUUCCUUGUUUUUCGUUGUUAGCUAAACAAAUUCUUAACGCAAGUUGUUGUAAUUCUUUAUUAACUAGUCAAUAAAUAGUACAGUCUUUA